Hermetia illucens (black soldier fly) is the source of this 4582-nucleotide messenger RNA. RefSeq names its product zinc finger CCCH domain-containing protein 18. Bases 923 to 3571 code for a protein of 882 amino acids. Gene Ontology annotation, molecular function: metal ion binding. The transcript is spliced from 7 exons. The record is from RefSeq and is a predicted model, not a curated record. Lineage: Eukaryota; Metazoa; Arthropoda; Insecta; Diptera; Stratiomyidae.
UCAAAAAUGAAAUCGUCGCGGCCAUAUUGUGCGGCAAUCAUCGGCGUGUUUCGUUUGACUGGAAUCAACUCCUGCGAAUAAUUGAAAUUGGCUCGCCAUUCGUACGAUUGCACCUUGAAAAGGAGCACGGAAAGGCUUCACAGGUUGUUGGCUACCUCACCGCCCGAUCGAUUUCUAACCGCUCGCCAGAAUACCAACGAAAUCCGACAAACGGCAAAGUUCUCAGCACGCGCCGCACAUCGUCGUUUCUAGUUCUCGUACGCAGGUAAGAUGUAAUCCAACAUCCAAAAGCAAACAGAAAAGUCUCGAGCAGUAAUUUCAGUACGAAAGUAUUCAAACUAAAUCAACUUUCCUCCACUGUAUUUAAUCAACCAAAGUUUUUUGAUUAUUAGUUUGAGAGAGAAUGAAAAGUCAGUCGAGAUCGCAAAAGUGCCUUAAGUAAAGUCUUUUUAGUUCUGUGUCCGAAAAGUUGAGAAGACUCGUCGCCGCCGUUCAAAGCGUAAAAUGAAAACAAGUGCGGAAAUGGACUCGAAGUUGUAAACGCCGCGAAAGUUCGCAUUAUGAAUUCUUAAUAGCCAAAUGCAAAUUUGAUUUUUUUUUCUGUUCAACACUUCAUUUCCUAUCUCGAAAGAAAAUGAAGUCCUAAAGAGAAAAGUCAGUGAAAAUAAUCAGUUCAGAGUUUCUUUUUGUUGUAAAAAGUAUGCGACAAAGUCAAGCAAGUAGUUUUGUUCAUUUUACCGUUGGUUCGUUUGUUGGCAGUAAACAGAACGUUCAAGUAACUAAAUUCCAAACAAUUUUGGACUAAAAAAUUGAAAAAAUUCUAAUCCGGUGGAAACGCAUCUUCAGUGAUUGAUUUGAUAGUGCCCAAGAUGAAGCGUGCCGCGGGUGAUUAUUGUAGGCAUUUGAAUCACCUACUGCAGCCAUGGAAUCCGAUGAGUCGAGACCGGGCUCAUCGGCAUCGUAUUCAUCAGAUUCGUCCGAUAAUUCGGAUAAUUCACGGCAAUCAAGUCCAGCCCGUCAGCCGUCCUCACCUGGACAGAAGUCGGCUCAAAGUUCCCGCGAAGGAUCUUCAUCGAGAAAGUCUCGGUCGCGUACACGAUCUCAUACAAAGUCCCCAUCACAAUCGAAAUCAGCAUCAAGAUCUAAAUCUCGCUCAAGCUCAUCAUCAAGCGAAAAUAAUGAAGAGCCGGUGAAUGCGGCAGAAUCAGUUGAAAAUGAUGAAAACAACACGGAGCUGAACCGAAAUGAUCGAGAAGGUUCAGCAAUUUCUUCCCGCAGUAGUAGUAAUGCGAGUAGUAGAAGUAAUCGGGCUGCAAGUGAAGGAAAUGUCUCUCGAAAUCAAAGUAUAUCCCCAGUGAGAAAAUCUAGAAGCUCACGGAAUAGCAGUGCAUCGAGUGCUGCGUCGAGAAAUUCAAACAUGAAUGGGGACGAUGAUGAAAAUAAAGAGUCGGCGCUGAAUAUGAGCCACGAAGAUCUCAGCGACGUCAGUGAUAUGGACAGUGAGAGAAAUGAGAAACGCAACAACAGUCGGCACAAUGAUCAUGGUUCUGAUGAGGAAGAUGAAGCAGCUCCGGAAGCUAAAGAGAACGGUGAAUCAGAUCACGAGGAUGAAGUGGAUCAUACAUCAGCUGCCAACGAUGACAAGGAUAAAGAGGAAGAGACAAUCAUAACUGAUUUGAGGCAGAAACUUGAUCAGAAGAAAAAUCAACUGAAGGCAAUGGAAAGUAAGGAAAAGAAUGGAGAAGCGAACAACAAAACAAAUGGUUCAGUAUCCGAAGAACUCGAUGAUCUGGUGAAAAAACAUGAUGAAGAUGCUCUGGACUUCGAAGCUGAAGAGGGCGAGUGUCAAGAGAUGACAAAAGAAGAGGAAAAAGCAGAAAAGGAAGCGCAGGAGAAAGAGAAGAAAGAAAAGGAUGGCGAGCUUGAAGAAGGCGAGGAGUUAGAAGAGGGUGAAGUCAGCGACGAGGAGGAAAAACGCCCUGAAGAAACCGAACCGAAACCAGUAUGUAGAUUCUAUACACGUGGUCAAUGCACAUGGGGAAUGAGCUGUCGCUUUCUACAUCCCGGCGUGACCGACAAAGGCAACUACACUAUGUUCGAUAUGGUGCGGCCGGUGCCUGUGCCACAUGGUGGAGGAUUCCCAGCGGCCCACCCUUACCAUGACUAUAGAAAUGAAAGACCCCCACUGCAUCACCGCCCACCCAUACAUCAUCAUCCAGCGUACGCAGCGGCUCAUCACGAAGCACGCGUAAUUCCCCCGGCAGUGGUGGCAGAUCAACCUGUCCCAAUGGUUGAAAGUGCAUGGGAACGUGGUUUGCGCACAGCAAAAGAAAUGAUGCGAAAAGCAAACAAACGAAAGGAACAAGACAUGGAUUUCGAAGAUAAAAAAAUGAAUUUGUCAUUAUCGCAGGAUGAAUUGGAGAAGGACAACUAUUAUAUACGCGAUCGAGCUUCGCCGCCAGAAGUUUCUCCGUCUUAUGGACGUCAUCCUAUAGCUGUGGCUGCAGCACACUUCGAACCGGACAUGUACAGUCCGCCGGGUCGAGGACGUGGCCCACCGAUGAUGUACGAUGAAGAUCCAUAUGGACGAACCGUACGUUAUCGCGAAUUGCCCCCUCACCGUAUGCCGCAAUAUGAAGACGAUCGUCGUGUGCGUCCAGCUCGUGAAGUUAUCGUUCAAAGAGCAGAACCAAUCGGCCGCGGGGACGAAUGGAAUGACCCGUGGAUGCGGUCCAAGUCGCCUGGUCGUGGAUUCGGUUCUGAAGGGCGAGAUCGUUCUGAGAAACGUGUGAGGCGCGACCGUCGUAGCUAUAGUAGUGAUUCUUCAUAUUCAAGUUCGAGCACAUCACGUUCCGGAUCUAGUUCAGAAUCUAGUCGAUCUCCAUCACCUGAGACCAGACGUAAGAGGUAUAACAGCACUCACAGUUCCACACAUAAAUCACCAACACGUCGUCAUGUGAAGAGUGUGAGAUCGCGCAGUCCGAGAUUGCGAAGAUCACCGACUGCUCAUGUUGCGAUGAAUGAAUUCAAGGAACACAAAGUGAAAAAGAAUGUUGAAAUAGGUAUUCGACGUUCACCGGGGAAGAAACGUGGACGUAUGUCAUCAUCGCCUGUAUCAGAAAAACGACUGGCUUUGAGUCCAGUAUCAAAACGAAAGAAGAUGUCACCCAUAUCACGAAAGGCUUCUGUUGACAAAUCGAGGAAACAUCGUCGAGGAGCAUCUAGUUCAUCUGGUUCAGAAUCAUCAGAUUCAAGCGGUUCUGAGUCGGAGUCAUCAUAUUCAUCCAGUUCUGAUAGUUCAUCGCGUGGUAAUACACCAGUGAAAAGAGCUGGGCGAACAGAAAAGAUGGGUACUGAAAGGAAAGUUGUGAAGAAAGUAGAAAUGAAGAAGCGUUCACCAAUCACAAUGGAAAUCAAAAAGUCUGCAUCAUCCAACGCCACAUCAGCAUCGUUAGACAACAAUUCGUCUUCAGCGGCGUCAUCCAAGAAAACUACGCGACGUGAGGAGUUACUAAAACAAUUGCGAGCAGUCGAGGAGGCGAUCGCUAAGAAACGAUCAAAGUUGAACUGAUUUAUAAAAUAAACUUAGUUUAGUUUUACAUUUGCAAGAAGAUAACAUCAAUUUGGAGAUUUCUUUCGCUAAACGCAUCGAUUUUUUAGCAAAGAGUAGUCUCGAAACACUUCAAGCGAUAGCCCAAAAAAAUAACUUGUAACGAAAGAAAAACCUAAAAAUACAUAUAUGACCAGCUGAUGAAGGUAUUAGAGCGGGCGAAUAAGUAAUUCACGGCUCCUCAUUUUCAUCUUAUGAACAUUCAUUUCUGUUUCUGAAAAGGCUGAUUUUUUGUUUCUUUGUCGUAAUGCCUUCAUAGCCGCCUACAUUGUUUCGGUUUCGGUGCCGGUGCCGACUGUUAGGAUUGAUGAGAAACCAUGAAACACUUAUUGUCUAGAGAAAUGGAGAGAAAUCAUAAAACACUUUAUGUCGCUAAAAAAGAAAUUAUCCCUAAGAACAGUUAAAGGUAAAAUAUAGAAAUAUAUUUUCAUAUUAUGUGUAACAUUGUCUACUUAUGCGUGCGCAUUCGUAUGUACAUGAAUAUUGCGUCGCUAUAAUUAGAUAGCGAUUUCCCCGAAUUAAGGCUUAGAGAAAAGUAUCCAGAACAAACUAAUCAUGAAAACUCCAAGGAGCUACUAGCUCUGAUUGUAGAUUUAGAAAAACCGAGAAGAUCGGAUGGCGUAAUGCAGUGAAGGAUGCGAUAUGUAUGUAAAUAGACAACUGAAGAGAAAACGGAGAAAAGCGCAUCCUUUGUUCGUGUAUUUUCUUUCGACCAGCUAUGAAAUGUAUAUGUACAUUAAUAAUAAGAUUUAUUCUAAGUUGAUAACUACCCGUUUUGAUAUAAUCUAUAGUCUUUAGUUUUUUUUAUUCAUUUGAGAGAGAAAAGAAAGAAGAAACUAUUAAACGAAAAUGCAUCAGUUUUUGUGUAUUUCUAUGCUUCACAACAUGAGUACAUAAUUAUUACAUUCUGUCUAGAUUUUAAUACAACACAGACAAAAAAUAUGUUAUUUAUUAAAUGGAUUAAAAAUAAAA